CUAACACUACGUUAUGCAUUGAAUAGUCUCGAUGGGAAUAAACAUUACAUUUUCUGUUCAACAAUCUGACAAACAUAACACGAUAAUGAGACUGAAUUGAUGGUUGAACAUUUUUGGCUUUAUUUAGCACAGUAAACUUACCUUAUCAGUCACACUUGAACAUUUUCUGUCUCUUGUCUAAUUUUCUGACUCUUAAUCUAAUUUCAUGGUCGAGUGUUAUCCUGCUUUGUCAUACAUAGUACAAAGAGUAUUUUUUAGCGUAUUUAAUUUUUUCUCAACAAAUUAAAAUAAAUCAUAAUGUGCCUGUAUGUUGGGUGAACAGUUUAUCAAUUUGACCAUUGUGCAUUUAUUAUGGAUAGAUGUACCCGAUGCACUGAAGACACAGUUUGCGACCCUACACUGUACAGUAAUGUUUAUUAUGUUCCAUCAGUACAUUUUAUGGACACCCCAGAUCUACCUCUAGCACCCGCUGAUCCAUGUGACUCGGAAGCGGAAGACCUCAGUGAUCCGGACGAUGGAGAGAAUGAAGAUUUUGUCCCUCCACGCAGUAUAGAUUUACCGCCCCCUUCAAAGAAAUCGAGGAAUAGAAACAGGCUUGUUGAGGUGUCUUCAGACCUCAAUCAAACUCCCUCCCCUCCCGCAAAGUCCAGGAAGACCAAAUGGGUCAAAAAGGACAUCCCGACCUUCACUCUGCCCGAGCCCGUCUUCGAGCUUCCAGAGUCGGUCCAGACGCCGUUUCUGUAUUUUAAGAAGCUCUUUACUGACCGGACGAUUGUGCACAUGACUGAGCGUACCGACCGGUACUCGGUUCAACGGACCGGGACAUCCGUCAACACCACUGCUGCAGAAAUGGAGGUUUUCUUGUCAGUUUUGCUCUACGUGGGUGUUUUUGAAUUUCCCUCUUCGGAAGAUUACUGGGCCUCCCUGCGAGUCACGCUUCCCACCAGUGGCUGAUGCCAAUCAAGUGGAUGUCAGUGAAGCGCUUCAAACUGCUCCGAAGAUAUGUCCACUUCAAUGAUAACUUCCAGAUGGAGGGCUGCCCUGACCGCUUCCGUAAGACGCGCCCUCUUUUUGACCAAAGAACAAUGCCUCCUUAUUAGACCUCCUCCUUGGCGCCAAGGUUGUCUCAAUACUCUGCGACACUAUCGCAGUACACAAAGAGGCAACUGUGGUGUUCUACGACAACUUCUUUACCAGCUUCAACUUGGUGAAGACGCUGCACACCAUCCUGGGACUGAGAAGUGUGGGUACCGUCAGGGUAAAUCGCACAGAUGGCGCUGCUUCACGUUUUAUUGUCUGAGUCACUCUGUUGCACAGCUAAAGAAGACUGGGGAUUUAUUUUUUUUCCUACCCUCUCGUCAAGUGCAUUGUGAGAUGAAGACGGAGUGAGAUAAAUGUAGUAAAGCGGAUCGCUUAACACACAGAAUAAAUAAUUGUCAAUGUUGUAAAAGCUUAAAGAAGUUUUAGUUAUUGUAAACUGCCGUUUGCACUUUUGUUUUCCUUGCUUGUUUUAAGAAUCUUCGGUGAGUACAUCAGAAGUGAGAUUUUCUGCUAGCAUUUCAUUUUAAGUUGAUUUAAAACUAUGAAACUAUAAUGUGCAUUAUGUGCACUUUGUUACUUUGUUAUUCCUGUUAUGUCUUUUGACAAUGAAACAAAACCAGUCGGAGAUAAUUGAUAUGUUUAUCUUCACUUCUACUGUUGUUAUUUGAAACGCCAUGCGUUCUCUUUCAUCAUCUCGUGUUCGAGAUCCACCUAUGGGAAGGGCAUCC
Molecule: messenger RNA, 1769 nt
Organism: Pimephales promelas (fathead minnow)
Lineage: Eukaryota; Metazoa; Chordata; Actinopteri; Cypriniformes; Leuciscidae
Source: RefSeq, a predicted model, not a curated record